UUGGCGGUGAACUCCCGUAAGGCUCUGUCACUUAUCGACGAUAUGUUAACAGUAAUUUGCGAAGUUGAACACUUUGUUUGACGAAUCAGCCACACACUGGUACAAAACACUGCUCACGGUUCUGGACCAGUGUCAAAGCUUUGGCGCGCCUACUGGGAGGACACAGAGUCAUCAUCGGGGGGAUGGCGAGCUGCGCUUAUGUUUUCCAGAUCUCUGGAAUCAAAACCCAUGAUAAGAAGAGAGUUUUGGUCCAGGGAAUCCAGCAGCUGGGUGGAAAAUACAUUGGUGGCUCAGUCUACCAGCAAGCCAUCACCCAUCUCAUAAUCCCUCAGGUUUUGUCCAGCGAAAAGUUUUUGGCAGCCUGUGCUGCAGGAAAGUGGGUUGUCACUCCAGACUACGUGUUGAACAGUGUAAAGAAUGGGUCCUGGCUUGCAGAGGAACCCUAUGAAGUAACGAUUUCCACAAGGGCCAUGUCUGCCUUCAACCCUGUCAGGCAGUGGAGGGAGAAGGUGGCCAGUGGGAGGCUAACAGGGGCCUUCCAGGGCUGGACGGUUCUUCUCAUGGUCCAAGAGCCCACACGGAGGGCCAUGUUUAAACGGCUCCUAAAGGCGGGCAGGGCCAAAGUAUACCACUGCCCGCCUCCCGCUCAUACCUCUGUCACUCAUGUCAUGGCGAAACCCAUCACAGAGGACUCAAAAUCCCACAAUGCGCCAUGCUACCCUGUCAGCUGCAUUGUCCAGCACCUCUUUGGGAGCAAUUGUGUGGAUAUGAAGUUCAACAUAACAGAUGAUCAACCAGCAGAGAUGAUGAAGGCCAGUUUUGUUGAUGUUGACUUCUCUGAACUGGAGACAGACCUCAGGGACUAUGUCGUCAAACAGCAGGGCCAGCCGAGGCUGUGCUUCCUUGAAUUUCUGGAUUACCAUGACCCGCACCGUCCACAGUCCCAGGCAACAGGAACAGACUUCAGCAAUGUUGGCAGUAUGAUCGAGUGCGGUCUCUUCAUUGAAGCCUUGGACUCAAUUAGAAGUGCCGUGUUCCCAGGGCUGCUGCCACCAGCGCCAUAUCUGGUCUCCCUCUUAGAAUACGCACAGCAGGGUAACGCCACAACUGUCUUUCUGAGAAGUUUCUGGCAUGUCAUGUAUAACCUGCUCCUUACCAACCCUCCCUGGGUGGCUCCCAGCACGGUGAAAAAAUAUUUUACCCUGGUGUUGCAGUGUCCUCGGUGUAAGACAGGCCUGUGGCCUUUUCUAGAGACCGCCAUCAGUUACUGCCUGUCCAGUGAGGUUACUUGUCACCCACUCCCUGGACCUGCCCUGUCAACACUGUUACAUUUUUAUGGUGACCUCCUGGCGUUUUCCCUCAAGCUCUUCCAGGGGGAACUCCACUCUGUCACCACCAGGGACUUUGUGUUGCCUGAGGGAACAGGAGUCUCUCAGGCUUCAGCUUCAGGAUCUUUGCUGUAUGGAACCUUCUGGACUGUGUGGGAGCGCUCCACGCUGUUGUCCCGAGCUGUGAAACAACUAACCCAGCUUUUGGUACAGGCUGCCAUCGAGGACUAUGCUGAGAGGGAUGAGAAGCAGAAGCUGCAUUUGGCGGACACCCUGCUGGACCUCCUGUCUGUGUUGGUGGAGUUCUGGUGUCAGCAGCACUUUAAACUGAACCCGAACCUGGUGGAAAAGGGCCUAAAAGACCUAGCAGAGCACUUUGCUGUUAUCAGCCAGGAUUUGUCUCCGGUGGUUUUGGCAGAGCUGGUCGUCAGGAUUCGCUCUAACAGACUGAAGUUGGUGAUGGCCGAUGCCAUAUUCAGGAAUAUCUGCUGCAGAAAUGGAUUCACAAUUGGAGAUGAACCCCUCUCUCUCAAGAAAAUGGUGCUAUCCUACCUGCCUGCUCUGGGGAGUUUGGCUCAGAGUCCCACCGGUGCUCACCUCAGGACUGGACCCACCUCCCACAGCUGCACCAGCCAUGAGACCAGUCGCGGUACUCAGAGCUCUGAAACAAGCCUGGAGAGCGAGAACAUCCCCAGAGGUUUGAACAGAGUCAACGCAGCAGGAGAGACCCUCCUCCACAGAGCUUGCAAGAGGAACCAAGUGGAAACGGUGCUUCAGAUCCUGGCGCUUCCUGGCACGGACGUCAACAUUAAAGACCAUGCAGGCUGGACACCUCUGCAUGAGGCAUGCAACCAUGGCAGCACUUCGUGUGUGGAGGCUUUGCUACGUCACCACCCUGCCCCUGUGCUCAAUAACCAGGUGGGUGGAGUCAGUCCCUUGCAUGAUGCCCUGCUGAACGGACACAUGGACAUCGCCAAAAUGCUACUGGAGCAUGCAGGCUCAGCUCUCCUGCAGCAGACUGAUGGAGACGGACGGACUGCACUGGAUCUGGUCUCUUCAACAAGUCAGAGAGAGAAGCUCCUCCACAGCGCGCAGGUCGGAGACUCAGCCCUGAGAAACAGAGUGACUGAGGUGUUGAACCUGCCCCACCUGGAGGCCGGAUCCUCUCUGCUGGCCCACCUCAUUUUCUCCUACCACCAAGAGAGGGGCCUUCCCAGCCGCACGCAGCCCAGCGACAAAUCCCAUAGCCUGGGCUACAGGCUGGUCCGAGUCCUGCAAGCACACUCCCUCCAAAAAGUGACUUUGGGCUGGACGAACCAGCGGGCAGUGAGGCUGGUGGAGGAUGCAGAGACACUGUUGGAGCUCAGCAGAGGGAGUUACCUGGGGCAUGUGUCUCAGGCAGUGAAAGAGUGCAAAGGAGAGAAUACACUAUUCCUAAUGGACAUACUGGAGGAUCUUAAGUCUCGUGGAGAAGCAUUAGUGGCUGACUUGUGACAGAGGAUUAAUGGACAACGCACUGACAAGGACUUGAAUGCACAACCCAUGAUCGGAAAGUUAUGUGUUCUUUGUAUACUAUGCUGCAAACACCUUCUAUGGAUGUAAAAUAAUCUGGCCAUCUCCUGUCUUCCCAUUCAGGUGAAUGGGUAAGCGUGUGCAAUUUUUGAAGUUAGCUGUAUGUUAACAAACCCUUUGAUACUUUUGGUUAUAAGAACAUACUUUGGAUAUAUGUCACUACCUUAUUUUGGUUUACUUUCCAAAUAUUACAUGGGGAAAAAAAUAUUUAUGUUUAACGUUCUGAGUUGCACGUUUUUAUGGCAACACUGUAUCGACUGUUACUACCUCAAGUUCUUGUUUUCUACAGCUAUGUUUAAAAGUACAAUUGUUUUUACAUUUAAAUAACCUAUUUAUGACAAAAUAAAUGAAAAGAACUUGA
Molecule: messenger RNA, 3261 nt
Organism: Micropterus dolomieu (smallmouth bass)
Lineage: Eukaryota; Metazoa; Chordata; Actinopteri; Centrarchiformes; Centrarchidae
Gene: slf1
Product: SMC5-SMC6 complex localization factor 1
Exons: 18
Coding region: 183-2822 (879 amino acids)
Biological process (GO): positive regulation of double-strand break repair
Molecular function (GO): protein binding
Source: RefSeq, a predicted model, not a curated record